AUGAACGAGAACGGUCAUCAGUCGCCAUCGGGAUUUGAAGAUGCUCGGAGUAGGCUUCGACAGCGUUGGGAGUUGGCUUCUGUUCUCAAUUUCUUCAAGGUGUUUGAGCCUGUUAUUGAAGGUAAUCUGAAGAUUUCUGCUGAAGAGAUUGAGACGGCACUUAUUAUACCAAACAACUCUCUUGCUCAGCUUCACGUAGCGCUCUUAAAGGGAAUUCCGCCUGUAAGUAAAAACCUGAAGGACCCCAAUGCUUGGGUCGUGGCGCUCUCUAAGAAGCUCAGCAUGUGGUGGCCGUGGGUUGCUGAGGGGGAUUUUCCAUUGAUUGCAGCUAAAGGGGAGGAGACGGCAACAUACAAAGAACUUGAUCCUACAGUUCGUCUUGUACUUCUUAAAGCGCUCUGCGAGAUUCGAGCUGAUCAACAUGAUGUGGUGUCUUACAUCAACAAUGCAGUAAAAGUUAAGAACGAGCUUUCUACUUUCCGAAAAGAUAACAUUGGGAAAGAUGGAAAAGGGACUUCAUAUUGGUGUGAUGGCAAUGAAAUCAUUGGUUUUAGAUUGUACAAGGAAGUAAAUACUUUUAGGAAAAAUGAAAAACUACCAACCAUUAGUUGUCAAUGGGAAACACUUGCAACCAACCUAGAGGAGUUCCAGAAAGUUGUGGAUGAAUAUUCUUCUAGUAAAUCAAAAGUAGAAGUUGCUGUUAGCGUUGCUGUUGAAACUGAAGUCAUUCCCGUUCUUAAUAAACUUGAAAAGAAGAAACAAAGAGCAUUGCAGAAGAAAAAAGAUGAAGAGAGGGUCAUAAAUAAUUUCUGUAGAACUGGAAUCACGCGUUCCUGCCGUAGUCGCAGACCUAUCAGCUACACAUUUGAUGAAUACGACAAGGCCAUUAAUGAAGCCAUACGAGAAACCAAGAGAAUGAAAACCAAAGAUGAACAAAGGAAUGAGAAAAAAGAAAAUGCAGUGAACGAGAAAAAAGAAACUGUCGUGAACGAGAAAAAAGAAGCUGCAGUGAACGAGGAGAAAGAAGCUGUAGUGAACGAGGAUUCGGAGCAAGAGGAUGAAUCCAUGGAUGGCGAGUCCACUGAAUCUGAAUCUGACUCGGAAAGCAGCAAGCUUGAAACCGAAGAUGUUUCUGAAGACAGCAGGCAGGAGUCUGAUGAAGAAGAAGCUCAUGCAAACGAUGACGACGACGAUAACAAGGAAAACAUGAACCAUAGCAGCGAAAACGGGCUAGUUCUAAAUUCUCGUAUUCAAAAUGGCAGCUAUAAAACAAGAGGAAGCAAGAAAAUCAUUGCGAAUGGUGGCGAUCCUAUGAAACAGAUGGGAAACUAUGGUGCAAAGAAGCGAUUGAGGCAAAGGCCUAACCGCAAUACCGCCCUCGAGUCUGCGGUUGUUCCCGACUCGGAAGACGAAAUUUCCAGCGAUAGUUAA
Cynara cardunculus var. scolymus (artichoke) is the source of this 1431-nucleotide messenger RNA. RefSeq names its product DDT domain-containing protein DDR4. NCBI's taxonomy places the organism in Eukaryota, Viridiplantae, Streptophyta, Magnoliopsida, Asterales, Asteraceae. The record is from RefSeq and is a predicted model, not a curated record. The transcript is spliced from 11 exons. Gene Ontology annotation, biological process: regulation of DNA-templated transcription. Gene Ontology annotation, cellular component: RSF complex. The coding region runs from base 1 to 1431 and encodes 476 amino acids.